Molecule: messenger RNA, 753 nt
Organism: Angiostrongylus costaricensis
Lineage: Eukaryota; Metazoa; Nematoda; Chromadorea; Rhabditida; Metastrongylidae
Source: the annotation of a GenBank genome assembly
AUGGGCGGAAGUUUUAGAAAGUUCGAUUACUAUGGGAAGGAUUCAUUUGUAUUUCAGAUUGCUGGAUCGUUCCUUUUCUUUCGUAUACUGCAGUAUGUUGUUCGAUGGUAUCUGUUCGGGAAUGGUCGGAACCAGAAUAGUGAUAGCAGCAGAGAUCUGACGGUUGUUCCACCGAAUAAGAAAUGGCGGAUAUCCAAUGAAGCCGUGUCGUUAAUUCACUCCGUAGCCAGCGGACUAUGGGCUGCUUACGUACUUCUCUUCUACAAACGUCUUUUUGAGGACUUGAUUAACGAGCGAACACAAGUAGCGCUGGAAUUGGUGUAUGUCUCAUUUGGUUAUCUGUUACACGAUUUUUUCGACUUAGUCGUGAACGAGCAGUCUGCUCGUAUUAUCGAGUUGCUUUUUCAUCAUAUCGUCGUCAUCACGGGAUUCAUUGUUACUAGAAAAUACCUCGGCGUCGUGAUGUUCGGACUUUUAAUGGAGAUAAAUUCAGUCUUCCUACAUACUAGAAGUUUAAUGAAUUUAUACGGUGUGAAGAAGAAAUCAACGUCCUUCCGUCUCGUUGCAUUGCUGAACAUCAUUACUUUGGCUGUGUUUCGUCUCAGCGUCUCCUUCUAUCUGGUUUAUUGGGCCGUGAGUAACACUUCGUUUUUUCUCAUUUUCACCAUUUCUGUGAUAUUUUCUUUGUUCUGUUCGAAUUCGGUACUUGCUUAUAGGGUUAUGGCUGCUGAUGGUCUUUUCGGUAUGAUUUGA